AUGGCGUCCAAGCCCCAGGCUUCACCUACGAAGGUUGCUGUCCUUUCUGAUGGCACUACAGACUACCAGCCGCUCAGAUCUCGAGCUUACGACACGAAUAAACCUCACAUCACUGAGCUCCCAAUGACCUGGCGGAACUGGUAUCAGCAUCUGGACUGGUUGAGCAUCUACUUUAUCAUAGUCGUACCUAUCUCGGGUCUCGUCGCGGCCACGCAGGUCUCGCUACGGCUCUACACAGGAUUAUUUGCCGUUGUAUACUAUGUCAUGUGCGGUUCGGGUAUCACAGCCGGAUAUCACCGUCUCUGGGCACAUUCAUGCUACAAAGCAACCCUCCCGCUCAAGAUAUACUUGGCAGCUGCUGGGGCCGGUGCUGCCCAAGGGAGUAUCAGAUGGUGGUCGAGAGGCCACCGAGCCCAUCAUCGAUACACAGAUACAUCCAAAGACCCUUACUCUGUGCGUAAAGGAUUUUGGUAUAGCCACAUGGGGUGGAUGGUCAUGAAACAGAAUCCCAAGAGAAUCGGACGUUCGGACAUCAGCGAUUUGAAUGAGGAUCCAGUUGUGGUAUGGCAGCACAAACACUACAUCAAAUCGGUCCUGACCAUGGCCCUCAUCGUUCCGACCCUCGUCUGCGGUCUAGGAUGGGGCGACUGGUAUGGCGGGUUUGUGUAUGCUGGCAUUCUUCGCACAGGAUUCAUCCAACAAGCAACUUUCUGCGUCAACUCACUAGCUCACUGGCUGGGCGAACAGCCCUUCGAUGAUCGCAACUCGCCUCGCGACCACGUUAUCACCGCCCUUGUGACGCUCGGCGAGGGCUAUCACAACUUCCACCACGAAUUUCCCUCGGACUAUCGCAACGCUAUCGAAUGGUGGCAAUAUGAUCCUACGAAAUGGAUGAUUUGGACGUGGAAAAGGCUCGGGUUGGCCUACGAUCUCAAGCAAUUCAGACGGAAUGAGAUCGAAAAGGGCCGCCUUCAGCAACUGCAAAAGAAGGUGGACCAGAAACGGGCCAAACUGGAUUGGGGCAUUCCCAUAUCACAGUUACCAGUAUUCAGCUGGGAAGAGUUCGUUGCCCAAGCAAGAAGUAACGGCCAGGCUCUCGUCGCUAUUGGCGGCGUGAUACACGAUGUAGCUCCGUUCAUCAGAGAGCACCCUGGUGGUAGAGCACUGAUUUUGUCGGCUAUCGGCAAGGAUGCUACUGCGAUGUUCAAUGGUGGUGUUUACCAGCACUCUAACGCAGCCCAUAACCUGCUGUCCACUAUGCGCGUUGGGGUCAUUCUGGGCGGCGGUGAGGUGGAGAUUUGGAAGAGGACAAGAGCUGAGAAGGGAGCUGAAAAUGUUUGA
Molecule: messenger RNA, 1341 nt
Organism: Aureobasidium namibiae CBS 147.97
Lineage: Eukaryota; Fungi; Ascomycota; Dothideomycetes; Dothideales; Saccotheciaceae
Product: fatty acid desaturase
Exons: 2
Coding region: 1-1341 (446 amino acids)
Biological process (GO): unsaturated fatty acid biosynthetic process
Cellular component (GO): endoplasmic reticulum membrane
Molecular function (GO): stearoyl-CoA 9-desaturase activity; iron ion binding; heme binding
Source: RefSeq, a predicted model, not a curated record